This is a messenger RNA of Engraulis encrasicolus (European anchovy), 12341 nucleotides long. RefSeq names its product alsin Rho guanine nucleotide exchange factor ALS2 b (gene als2b). Gene Ontology annotation, biological process: regulation of GTPase activity; endosomal transport. The record is from RefSeq and is a predicted model, not a curated record. Gene Ontology annotation, molecular function: small GTPase binding; guanyl-nucleotide exchange factor activity. The transcript is spliced from 38 exons. NCBI's taxonomy places the organism in Eukaryota, Metazoa, Chordata, Actinopteri, Clupeiformes, Engraulidae. The coding region runs from base 250 to 5772 and encodes 1840 amino acids. Gene Ontology annotation, cellular component: centrosome; dendrite; cytoplasm.
CUGGGGAGUGAGUGUGCUAAUUUGGCGUUAGCCACUGAUGCAAACGAGGAUCAAUGUACGAGUAAUGAUGACAGUAGAAACAAAUUGAGACCUAAAGAAUUUUGCUUUGAUAUUGACCUGUUCUACUACGUGAAAAUACAGACAUCGUAUAGCCGAAGGUUUCAGUGGGAACAGAGGAAAUACAUUGUCAGGUUUCAUCAUCGCUUACCCUCACGCACACACCGCUCCUGCAAUGGCUAGAUCUUAACGAUGGAGAAACAGAAAAGUAGCUCUGGAGAGGAGCAGAGGUCCGUGGACCGGGGCCUGCUCCACACGUGGAAGGGCUACUCCUGCAGCGUCACCCCACAGAAGGUGCUCCUCUCUCGGCCUGUGCUGCAGGCAGCGCUGGGCUACAAGCAUGGAGUGCUGCUGGUGGAGGGGGGGCAGGUGUACAGCUUCGGGGAGUUGCCAUGGAAACAGACCGCUGGCACCACGUCACCUGACCCGAUCCUGGAGGCGGGCCUCAGCGGUCAGAAGGUGGUGGGCGUGGCAGCCGGAGGGUUCCAUAGCGGCGCGGUGACCGAAGACGGAGGCGUCCACAUGUGGGGCGACAACGCCCACGGCCAGUGUGGCCUAUCGGGGCUCGCCACGGUCCCCAACCCCACACCUGUGGCCGUGGUCGACCACCCGUCCGACCCCGCCUCUCUGGGCCUACAGACACAGGUGAAGAUCCUGGAGCUGGCUUGUGGGGAGCAGCACACGUUGGCGCUCUCUGCCCGGCACGAGGUGUGGUCGUGGGGCACGGGCCCCCAGCUAGGCCUGCCUGGAACUGGAACCUCCACAACCUCCAGUACACACGCCGCCACCCCCCCACUUACCCCCACCUGGCGUCCCCAGAAAGUGGAGCACCUGGCGGGCAGGCACGUUCUCCAGGUGGCCUGCGGAGCCUUCCACAGCCUGGCCCUGGUGCGCUGCCCCAUCAGCCAUCCUCCGCCGGAUAAGUGUGGCCAGUGCCACCAGCUGCUCUACACCAUGACGGACAAGGAGGACCACGUCAUCAUCUCCGACAACCACCGCUGCCCCCUGCUGGUAGAGACCGGCAAACCGGCGGGGGAGGGGGAGGGGGAGGGGGAGUGCGGGGCCGACGACAACCAUCAUACUACAGACGAUCGCCGGCGCUCGGAAGGUAGCCCUGCUGGGGGGAAAGGAGGGUUGCUAGGACAACAACAACAUCAACGACAACAGGAAGUGAAGUCAUCUCCAUCAAUGCCCUUGUUGUCGUCGUCCACCACACAGCACGGCCACAGUAGUCCACCCAGGCCGCCAUCAUCCUUAUCCACCCACUCUACCUCCAACGCCUCCUCCUGCGUUGAUGCUGCCGCUGCGGCUACGGCUGGUGUGGGGUCCCCUGCCCAAGACGAGGUGACCUCCUCUGGGUCAGAGACCACUGACGCAGUCCCUCUUCCUCCUCCUCAGGAUUCAGAGCAUCCAGAGCAGCCACAACAGGUACAGGAGAGCAGCUCCGGCUCCAGACCUGAAGGGGGCGCCACUGCUGGUGCUGCUGCUGUUCUCCUCCAGGGCCAGGGUCCAGGAACAGGUUCGGGUUCGGGUCCGGGGGCCAAGAACUCCCCCUACCCGGACGAGCAGGCCGUGAAGGACUACCUGAAGAAGCUGUCGGACCACUCCAUCGCCGACCAGGCGACCGCCAAGUCGCCACCACUGGCACAGAGAUCACAGGUGGACGCCAUUGCCGACGUCUUCACCCCGGACGAGCCCCAGCCCCUCUCCUCCACCUCUUCCCUCCCCUCCUCCUCCACCUCCUCCAUCCCCUCCUCCAUGCUCAUGCCAGCUGGGGCGGGGGGCCCUGGUGGCCCCGUGGGCGCUGCCCUGAACAGCCUGGUGGCGUCCUGCGCCUCGGUGGUGGGCGAGCGGGUGGCGUCCACGUGCGAGGCUCUGUCGCUGCGCAAGGUGAUGAGCUACUACUACCAGCCCACCAGCUCCUCCUCCGCCGCCUCGGUGGCCAGCGACUCCUCUGCCAACUCCACCUCCUCUGCGCCGCCCGGCCUGGUGGCAGCAGGGGGCGCGGGCACCCAGGGUGACACAGCCCCGGACGAGGCGCUCCUCAAUCUGGAGGAAUCUAUCCAGAAGAGCUGCAGCCUGGGGGACGUGCGGCGACAGGAGGAGGGCGAGGCCCAGAGUCGACGGCUGUCUCUCCCGGGGCUCCUGUCUCAGGGUAGAUACGCAGUUCAACUCUUAGCAACCUCAUACGGGGGGAUGCUGUCUCCUCGUCUGCUGCGGCGCUACAGUCGUUCUCGGGUCAAGGCGGCGCUCCUGGACGCGGUGCUGGUCGCCGAUGACGACAACCUCUUGCCCUCGCUGCAGACGGAAGUGUGGAGCUGGGGGCGGGGCCAGGAGGGGCAGCUGGGACACGGAGACCUCCAGUCAGGGUCGCAGCCUAUGUGUAUUAAGUGUCUGAGCAAUAAGGAAGUGUUGAGGAUAGCGGCCGGUGCCCACCACUCUGUGGCCAUCACUGCCCAGUCACAGUGUUAUUCAUGGGGCAGCAACAGUUCUGGUCAGCUCGGUCACAUGGAAACGCCCAGCACGAUACCACGUCUGGCCAAGCUGUCAGAAGGCAUCCGCGUGUGGGACGUGGGGGCAGGUCAACAACACACGCUGCUAUUGGCUGAUGGGGACUGCUUCCAGCCAAUCCUGUACUACAGUGGGCAGCAGGUGAAGGAGGGGGCAGGGCAGACCUCCCAGGAGUCUUCAGGAGGCUACACCCAGCAGCCAGUGCUGCUCCCCUUCUGCAUGAACAUUGGCUACGUGAGCAGUGUGUGUGCGGGGGGCCAGGUGUGUGCCGCGUUGGCGGAUAAGAACGUGAUGGGCUUCAUCGCCAGUUUGCACGAGCUGGCCGCCGCUGAGAGGAAGUGCUACUGCAAACUCACCAGCAUCAAGACUCAGGUCCUCCAGCCACUACUCAACGCAGACAAUCUGAGCACGACCCUUGGUCCUGCCUCCACGGCGCUUCUCCAGACCCUGAUUGGGCGGUUUAACGGGGUGUGUCAGCUGACUGGCCAGAGCGCUGCCUCCCUCACCGCCCUCGUCAGACACCUGAAGGACUGCAAGGGCAUGAUACUGCUGGAACACACUCACCUCUUUACAGACACAUACACAGAGUACAGCUCUGCUCUGGGAGACUACCUGGUCAUGGGAGGAUUUCAGGCCCUUGCCAAACCCUGCCAGGAUGUGUUUGGUAAAGGCUGUGAGGUGGUCUUCAAGCUGGUGGACAGUACCGAUGACACCGUUCCUCUUCCUGAUUUGCUGCUCUCGCUGCUCCAUCAGCCAAUCAAACACCUGCAGGAGUACACACGCAUGCUGCUCAAACUGGCCACGUGCUACGAGGUGGACUCUGCAGACUACCAGCGUCUGCAGGAGGGCUGCUCCAGGUUCGAGUCUCUGGUGCUUCAUCUGAAGAGGAAGAGGAAGGAGGCAGACUACACACUCCACUUCUGGAGGAGCUUCCCUGGCAAGAUGACUGAUUCCCUGCGCAAGCCGUCGCGGCGGCUGGUGUGCGAGAGCAGCAACAAGGCGCUGACGCUGCAGAACGCCGGAAGGUUCUCCGUCAACUGGUUCAUCCUCUUCAACGACGCACUCGUCCACGCACAGGGCAUGGCCCCCUAUAAAAAUCUCUUCUCUACUCACCACGUAUUCCCACUGAGCUCCCUGUGGGUGGAUCCCAUAUCAGAGGAAGCCACUGGCCUCAAUGGACUCAAGUUGACCACGCCUGAGGAGUCUUUUACUCUGCUGACGUCAUCUCCCAUGGAAAAGUCCAAGUGGCUGCGCUCCAUCAACCAGGCCGUGGAGCAGGCCCUGAGCGGAGGCGGGGCCGAGACGUCAUCACUGACCUCGGGGGUGGGGCCUAAAGCUGACCCGCCCAUCUCACGCACAGCCUCGUACACCUUCUACAAGGAGGGCCGGAUGAAGGAGGCCACGUACGAGGGGCGAUGGCUGGCAGGGAAGCCCCAUGGGAGGGGUGUGGUGAAAUGGCCUGAUGGUAGGGUGUACACGGGGACAUUCAAGAAUGGCCUUGAGGACGGUUUUGGAGAGUACAUUCUGCCCAGUAAGAAUGCCAACAAGAGUGACCACUACCAAGGAAACUGGAAGGAGGGCAAAAUGCAUGGCUUCGGAACCUACAGAUAUGCCACAGGCGAGGUGUAUGAGGGCUGUUUCCAGGACAACAUGCGUCAUGGCCACGGCAUGCUGCGCAGCGGCAAGCUCAACUCCUCCUCCCCCAGCGUCUUCAUCGGCCAAUGGCACGCUGACAGGAAGUGCGGCUACGGCGUCCUUGAUGACAUCACCAGGGGUGAGAAGUACAUGGGCCAGUGGCAGGAUGACCUGCGUCAUGGUAACGGUGUCAUUGUCACCCAGUUUGGCCUCUACUAUGAGGGAGGCUUCAGCAACAACAAGAUGAUGGGUAGUGGCGUGCUGCUUUCUGAAGACGACACCUCAUUUGAGGGAGAGUUCUCUGAAGACUGGACACUUAGUGGGAAGGGUACUCUGAACAUGCCUAAUGGGGACUACAUUGAGGGCUCGUUCAGCGGUGUGUGGGGAUCGGGCCUCAAGAUCUCCGGCUCCUUCUAUAAGCCUAACCUCUUCGACUCAGACAAAGACAAAAAACACACACCUAGGCUGGGUCGGCUGGUGGUGGGUGCUGAGGACAAGUGGCUGGGGGUGUUUGAGGAGUACUGGGCUAAAUUGGGAUGCCACGCGGCGGACCAGGGGGAGACCAGCAAGGCCUGGGACAAUAUAGCUGUGGCCCUCAGCACCAAUAGACAACUGCACAGAGACAGUCCGGAGUUGAGGCGCUCGUUGAGUCGUUCUCAGCAUAAGGCCCUGGAGGGCCUGGAGAUCAUCCCCCAGCACACAGGCCCCGUCACCAUGGAGAUAUACGACAACAUACGACGGUACCUCAUCAAGGCGUGUGACACGGCGCUGCACCCUCUGGGCCGUCUGCUGGAGUCCCUGGUGGGCGUGUACCGCAUGACCUAUGUGGGCGUCGGCGCCAACCGCAGGCUCCUCCCCCAGGCCGUCAGCGAAAUCAAGUCCUACCUCAAACGCCUCUUCGGCAUCGUAAGGUUCCUGUUCCCAGAUCUGCCUGAUGAGGGCUGUGUGAUCCCAGAGACUGCGGAUGAGACUACGGAGGCACAUCUAGAGGUUCCACGUCGAGUGGUGAGUAGUUCUGCUCUCCUGUUGCCGGUGCUGCUGCCACGUCUGUACCCUCCGCUCUUCACCCUCUACGCCCUGGACAAGGAGAAGGAGGACGACGCCUACUGGGAGUGCGUCUCAAGACUCAACAAGCAGUCCGACCAGGCUCUGCUAGUCUUCCUCGGAGUGAACCAGAAGUUUUGGCCAGCCUCCACCGCUAACCAGGGAGAGAACCAGGAGGUUGCAUCCAGCCCAAAGGAUGGCUGCUUUGCCGCCGCAGUGGAGACCCUGCAGCAGAUCAGCACCACGUUCACUCCGGCAGACAAGCUGCAGGUGAUCCAGCAGACGUUUGAGGAGAUCACGCAGGAGGUGCUGGCCCUGCUGAAGGAGAGCUUCCUCUGGUCCAUGGACGACCUCUUCCCUGUAUUCCUCUACGUGGUGCUCAGGGCACGGAUCCGUAACCUGGGCUCAGAGGUGAGCCUGAUAGAGGACCUGAUGGACCCGUGUGUCAUGCACGGGGAACACGGCAUCAUGUUCACCACGCUCAAGGCUUGUUACUACCAGAUCCAGCAGGAGAGGAUCACCUAGAGACUGGCACCUUCAUCAUUUACCUUCCCUGAGUGACAUCUAAGCUAACCAAUCACCAGCCAGGAAACGGUGAUUGACAGAAGAAGGAGCCAGUUACAAGCAAGCUCUGUGCCAAGGGGUGUGGGCCGGGAAGCUUGGUUUGGUUUCUGUGCACACCCACAUCGUGAUCUUCCUCAGUGUUGGAGUCAAGACAAGUUUUCCUCGUUCACACACACACACACACACACACACACACACACACACACACACACACACACACACACACACACACACACACACACACACACACACACACACACACACACACACACACUUAUGAUUCAUCUGUGGCGUGUUCUGUGAGUGUGUAUCUGUGUCUGGAACCACUCGAAGGAGCAUCACUCUGCAUUCUGUUCUAGAACAUUCAGAGGGAUUCUGAAGUCCUUGUGACGUGGUUCUGUGACAUUUUGGUGGUCACCUGACCUGUUGAGGUUAAGAUCAUACAGGUACGCACAGGUGAUCCACAACAAUGGUGACACCAGCUAGCCCAUGUCACCUGCGAGACGUUUUAUAUACUAAACACUACAAAUGUGUUUUUUAUUUAAUGUGUAUUUGUGCAGACCUCAUACUGUUUCCACUUUGAAGCACAAUAUAACAUGGUGUUUGUGUGUGCGUGUGCGUGUGCGUGUGCGCGUGUGUGUGAGAGAGAGUAUGUGAGGGGGUUACUUAUACCCAUGUUUUAAGCCCAGGUCUGUUAGAAAGUUUUACAAAGAGCCUUGUCCAAGUGUGAACAUGUUGUAUGCUAUUAUUAUUAUUAUUCAUGUUAAACCACACACACACACACACACACACACACACACACACACACACACACACACACACACACACACACACACACACACACACACACACACACACACACACACACAAUCACAAUCACAAUCACACACACAAUCACACAGACACACACUACUACGGUGUUAUGCAAAGAAUCAUAUGUACCAGAGUUGCAUGGAAUGGAGGAUAUGCUAUAGGCCAUAUAAGCUAUAUAAGGAAGACCUAUACGCUUGUUUUCUCUUUGUUUAUUUGUCAAGUGACCUCUUCAGUAAUGUAUUCAGGAAAGUGUGAAAACCCUGCUGGUGCAGUGGGGUGUAACGUGAGAGUGCUCAGACCAAGUAAAGUGUAGUAUUUAAGCAUCGUAUUGUAGUGUGUUGAAGUCCUCAGGGACCUAUACUAAGAAGCUGGUUCAGGAGUAAACCAUCUAAUAUAAACCAUCUCAGAUGAUUUACCUCUUAACUUAUAGGUAAUGAGAAAAAGCGCACACCGGUGAGCUCUCAUUUAAUCCAUUUUAUUUCUGUGUGACGUUUCGGACCACCCUGGCCCUUCCUCAGACGUUCAUAAGUUCAUAUUGGCACAGGCAACAUCGUGUUUUUAUAUUGUGUUAUAUUUUUUCCCUUUUUUUUCAUUCAUAUCUGUGAAGGGGAAGAUGGCUGCUCGGGUCUUCCAGUCUUGUUUGCAGUUUAGCAGAAGCUUUUUGAUGACUGUUGGUGGUUUACAAUACUAACUAACCUCAAGUGAAGGACUUAUUUAUCUCCCAAAAGAACGAGCCUGCCUGCUUUGGCCUGUAUUCAGUCCUCAAUCACAUUCAUCUUGGAACCUUUUUGUCUUAUCAGGUGUCCGCUUAGAGACUGCCUAACAUGUAGUCCUAAAUUAACACCACCCAACCAUUCAAAUGUUGGUGAAAUUUCAGUAUGGCUAGCCGACUAGCCAUUUUGGCUGGUGGUGAAAAAAGUUAACUCGACACAGCGCACAGUUUAUACUCUUCCAGUUCCACUCAAUCACAAGAGUGCUCUGUCGACAGCACAAGAGAGACAACGGUCUCUCUAUGGAAGCUCGAUUUGCUAACCACUUGAAAUUUUGCAUUGAUUUCACUUCCAUGGUAGUAUCCCCCAAACCUUAUAUCAUGGCUCUUCAUGGGGAACUAGCUGUAGAUUGAUGGGAGGCAAGGGUUAUAGGCCCAUCGGCCCCCAUCAGCCCCGGCCAUUUUGAAGUCUGCCCUUAGCCUGAUUAUCAUCGACUUGCAAAUCUCUUCAAGAUCUCUUCUGACCAAGAGCAUAAAAAUUAACAUUUCCCAAAUGGCAUGGUUGACCCGCCUCCCUUGGUUUGCUAUUGGUUGUUUGCGUCCCGACAAAGUGAGAGGAGUUAACGGAGAGGGAGGAGUUUCUGGAGCUCAGAAACGAUGUUUGUGUUGCUCCUGACCUGACUAAAAGCAGCGCUGAAGGUGUUGCGUCACAAGGAGAGCGCGGCCUGGCUAGUUUGCCCUCUUAUCGGAGGCCUUGUGUCUUUCUGUUAUUUGUCUAGUUGCUGCGAGUUCUAAGAGACUGUCUGUCAAUCUGACUUCAGCAGAUCAACAGAGAUGUCUGCAUGAUUCUCUCCAUGCAGUAGCUCUUCUCCCCUCCCAUCCUUCUCUUCUCAGAUCUGUCAGGCUGCCACAUGCGUGGGUGCGUCCACUGCCAAAGGAUUAAAAGUCGAUGACUUGCUAUUCAGCUGGCGACUUGCAUCCCUCUAAAACAUAUGUUUGUCUUGUCACUGUGGUCUGCAGAUGACUUGAUCAGACAUUAACAGAGCACAAAGCUGUGCGAGGGUGGCCUGGGGUGGUGUAAUCCACCCUGUAUCCUCUACUGUAUGUACUCGGCUCCCCGCAUCUUGUAAUCUGGUAGCCUGCCCUGUGCAUACCAGCUCUCCUAAGUCAGAGAACAAUUUUGGCAACCAUCGUCACAUCUCUGAACAUGUCAAAAAGAAAAAGAUAACGAGCGCUCCAAAGUCUUUCCUCCAAGUAGAAGCAGUGCAUCUGGUUAUUCCUCCUAAGGCUGCAUAGAGGGACUGACUAAAUCCAAAGCACUCUCCUCCGAGUCAAGGUUGUAGUUAUAUAUUCGUAGAGGGAUAUUACUUAGGGACUCCGCACAGCGGCUUCGACAGCACUGCGGAGCACUCUCACUUCCGACACAAUACCGGCCCCCGCACACAAUUUCACCCCAACGGAGCAUGGAUUGUCAAUGGGCGGCUCCAACAAUAUAGAACUCAUCCCUAAUUGCUAGCCGAUGUCCGCGGACAUCGCGGCCAGUGUGCCGGGUUCUAUUGAAAACAAUGGAACCAAACUUUUGUGGAGCAGUGCUCUGCACUUUGUCAGAGCCGGUGUGCGGAGGCCCUUAGGUGCGAAAGGGGGUUUGCAAAAAGUUUGGGAGCCUCUGGCAUACACUCUGACUUGGCAUCCUUGGUGCUCUAUCAUGUGUUCUAUCAUGGUCUAGUAGUCGCUGUGAGCUGCCAGUGACUUGAUGUAACUUCAGCAGAGCUAAGUGCAGAUUUGCGUGGCUAUAAUCCACCUCCAUCAUACACUUGUAAUCUGCCGGUCUGUGCGGACAUCAGCCUACCAAGGUCAGAGAUCAAUCUUGCCAUCCAUCUUUUGCAUCCCCAUCAGCAUAUGCUUGUCUAGUCCACUGAGGGCUACAAUUCAUAUGAUCAGACUUCAGCACAGUAGAGUACAGAGCUGUGUGUAAUAUGUACAGUAAUCCAUGUGCUGGGCUUCUGUCAUCUCUUAAUCUACCAAACUCUGUGUGUGUGUAUCAAUUCUCAAUGUCAAGAGGUCAAUGUUGGCAUCUGCUCGCCCAAUGACUCAGGCUUGGCAUUCGGCCUUGUAUCCCUAAACGUGUGUCUGUGUGUAGUUGCAGGGAGCUGUAGCUGGUUGUGAACCUGACUUCAGCAUAUCAGCUGAGCAGGGAGUGAGAAAGAAUCAUAUCCACAUACUCAGUACCCCUUCCUCGUCAUUUUCAUCAUCUCGUGCACUGCUUGUCAUAAGUGGCAAGAGAGAAAAAACUGGAAGGGUUCCUGCACCUCUUUUUUCCACUUCAAGCACUGCACUCACUGGAGUCCAUAUUCCUCUCAUCUGGUGUCGUCUGUACUGUAAGCUAAGAGUGCAUCUGCUCUGUAAGGUCAGAGAUCAGUGCAUCAUUCACUCCACUAUGUGCUGGUGUACAGUAGUUGCUUUGCUGCGAGUCGGACUUGACAGUAUAGAGAUGUGAGUGUGUGGUAAUGUAUCUCCGUCUGCACUGAGCUCUCUUCUCAUCUCGUGUCAUCUAUAUCAUCAGCUCUCUCAAAGGUCAAGGGUCGUUGUGAAGCGUGUAAGAGUGCAUGAGGCAGUGACCCAGUGUUGACCUUUGGAUGAGGGUGAUGAUGUACAUACACACCCAUGGUUCUUAAAUACACAACAUUACAGUCAUGACUUUGGGAUGAUGAUGAUAGUGGUGGCUGUGGUGGUGGUGUAUAUGUCCAUAUCACACCCACUGUCACUCUUAUAUACACCACGCUACUGUGAUAUAUCAGUCACUGGCUGACUUUAUAUCUUUGCCACUUGACUUGGGCACAGACAGCAGUAUGAAAGACUACACAUCACAUUGCCUGCUCUUAGAGGCUUCUCUUGAUUGCUGAAGCCACAUUUUAAUUACCUCCGCCAAGGAGGUAAUGUUUUCGAGUCCCGGUUAUCUGUUUGUCUGUCAGCAAGAUAACUCAAAAACAAAUCAACGGAUUUGGACGAAACUUUGUGGAGUUGUUGGUAAUGUUUCAAGGAACAAGUGAUUGAAUUCUGGUGGUGAUCCCAAUCACGAACCGGAACCAGGACUUUUAAAAAGAUUCCUAACCACUGCUGGCCUAUAAAUCUAGACGCCCCUAGUGACUACAAAUUGAAUUGACAGGGUGAAUCUUGAUAUUCCAUUUGCCAACUCUACAAAAAGAAGGCAGAGAGACUUAAAAUAAAAAUAGGGUGCAACAUAGUCAAAGGGUUCUAUCAAACAGAUUCCUUGGCGGGGGUCUGCACUUUCAGAGUGCAUUCUGGUUUAUAUUUGAUUUGUGUGCGGAAACAAGUUUUCUAACCAAAUUUUCUAACCAUCCACUCAGAUGUGAUUAGACUAAGUGAUAAGACGGACAACCAUACAGUACAAUCACUACAACUGGGGUUAAGCAGAACAAAUGUUUUUCAGUUCACAGCACAAUCGUUCUCAGCACAAAUGUAGAUUUGUUUUUACCCCAAAUUCAGCAAUAACUGUGAUUUUUUUUUUUUUAAUCUUUUUUUUUCUUUGAAAACUGUUUUUAAAACUGACCACUGUGUUUAAACGUGUCCCUCAGAGUGUUCUUUGGCGUCUCAUCAUCCUGACUAUGGGAGUCCGAUAGUAACCUUCCAUUAGAUCAGGUUUCUGUGUUAAUCUCAGCAAUGUUGGUAAUCUGAAUGAUGAUUAUAAUCUGACGGAUUGGAUCAUUUUCUAAAAUGAUGAGGCAUAGAAGCAAGAGAGCCCGUCUAGGACAUGAUGAGUGACACAUGGAUUCACAAAGUGCUAUUUGAUAUCUUCCAUUUUAAUGUUGUUGUAUUGUACUAUUAUGCUGCUGCAGUUGUGUAUCUUAUUGUGCGCGUGUGUGUGUGUGUGUGUCCGUCCGUCCGUCCGUCCAUCCGUCCGUCCAAGAGUAUGUAUCUGGGCUUUGUGCGUGAUGUAACGCUGGAUUCCCAGAUGAAAAAUUACUAUUCACUGCGUCUAAUCUGUGUGUUUGUGUGUGUGUGUGUGUUCCGCAACUGACAUACCUGUUUUCUGUAUGUUUGCAUGAGGGGACUGUAGGCUUGUUUGAAACGGUCAGGUUUAGUAGUGGCUACUAGCGUUAAGAAAUCCAUUCUGGACAUCCUUGCAAUAGUCACAUUUUCGGACUUUCUCGUCAGCAUACUGUACCAUGUAGUUUGGUAUGGUGUGGUUACACCGUAAAUUCUGUAGUGUUAAUUGAACACUUAAGCGCAGGGGUGUCAUUCAUAAGGCCACAGGGUUGGAGGCGGCCCACCAGAUAAUUCAAUACGGCCCCAGAGUCGCAGUGAGAGAGAAGGGGAAAAAAACAAGACUGUCAAAAAAGAACUGAAUCUCGAGCCCAUUACAAAGUUGCUGCAGAUUUGAGUUUUUAGGUUUCAGUUUGAGUUUUCAGAAGAAAAAAAAUAUUAUAUAUAUAUAUAUAUAUAUAUAUAUAUAUAUAUAUAUAUAUAUAUAUAUAUAUAAUAUAAUAUAACAUUUUGAAUUAGCAACCUUUUUCAACUAUUGGAUCAGAAAAUGAAUAGCUAUGUUGCCUGCAUAAUCGUUGCUCAAAAAGUUGCCCUGUGUAUCAUUGAGUGUUAAAUUAACACUACAAAGUGUACUGUGUCAGGUCAAGUUUGGUCAAAUGGUUUGGUAGCCUACAGUACAAACUGCAUUGGUUUGAACCCAGCCACUAACCAGCCAGACGAUAUCAAACAAGCCUUGGAACAUGGUGAUAUACGGUAACGUUUUUAAAAUUACAAUUCGUGAUUGCAUUUCUGGUGUGUGUCUGGAGUUUACCCAAAGUGUAUGUUCUGCCAAAUCGCAGUCUGAGAGAUUGUGUCUGUGUGUUCCUGUGCCUGUUGUUGAGUUGGGGGGGAGGGGUGUACACUUUUUUGUAAAAGUGAAUUUUAAUGUAUCAUAAAAUGUACAUUUGAUUUUUUUGUUUCAACAAGUUCAAACUUGGAGCGCAAUAAACUUGUAUCAGUGAUA